AUGUCGACCGCGACAAAGCCUGAACAGCAUAUGGUCGAGGCCCGUCACGAUAGCGCCGACCCCUCGGUACACUCGGACCCGUUCAAGUCUACGCGCCAGCCUGUGGUAGACGCCGAAGCAUUGGGAGUCAAUGAGAAGGCCGUUCUUCGCAAGACUGACCUCCACCUCCUGCCCUGGCUAUCAUUCCUCUAUCUCCUCUCAUUCCUCGACAGGACCAACAUCGGUAAUGCCAAUCUGUUUGGUCUGUCAGCCGACCUGGGUCUGAACCCGACCCAGUACUCGGCAUGUCUCGCAGUCUUCUUCGCCAUGUACGUCACAUUCGAAGUGCCUAGUAACAUGGUCAUGAAGGCUUGGCGACCGUCCAUGUGGAUCCCAGUCAUGAUGCUCGCGUGGGGGAUAGUCAUGACUCUCAUGGGCAUCGUACGGAACUACGAGGGUCUUCUCGUCGCCCGUAUCUUCCUCGGCGUCACCGAAGCUGGACUUUUCCCGGGUGUCUCAUUCUUCCUUACCCAGUGGUACAGGCGGUACGAGAUCAAUUUCCGGAUUGCCCUCUUCUUCUCAGCUGCCACCAUCGCCGGCGCUUUCGGAGGGUUGUUGGCCAGGUUGAUCAACUUGAUGGAUGGAGUUGCCGGUUUGCAGGGCUGGCGCUGGAUCUUCAUUCUUGAGGGCAUCAUCACCGUCCUCGCCGCGAUCGCCUCCUUUUGGAUCUUAUACGACUAUCCCGAUACUGCCAAGUUCCUCACCCCGGUCGAGAAGCAGUACAUGAGUGAUCGUCUCGCCCUAGACCGUGAUGGCUGCAGCCACGAGUUCAAGUACAAAUUCGCCAAGCAUGCGUUACUCGACUGGAAGAUUUGGGUCUUCUGCAUCAUGUAUCAAGGAUCUCUUAUGCCUGUGUACUGCUUUUCGCUAUUCUCUCCGACCUUGGUUGGCAACAUGGGCUACACGGCGGCCAACGCUCAACUCCUCUCUACUCCGCCUUACGUCGCCGCUGCCAUCUGUACCAUCUUCGCCGGCUGGCUGUCGGACAAGCUUCGCAUCCGCGGUCCACUCGUCAUGGGCUUCGCUGUCCUCGGUGCUGUCGGCUUCAUCAUGCUCCUCGCCUCGGACAUUGUGGGCGUUCAGUAUACCGGUCUCUUCCUCGCCGCGAUGGGUGUCUAUCCCCUCAUCCCGCUUAUCGUCUCGUGGUCCGCCAACAACAUGGGCGGAUCUCUCAAGAAGGGCGUCGGAACAGCCAUGGUUAUCUCGAUGGGUAACGCUGGCGGUAUCAUUAGCAGCUUCCUCUAUCCAUCAACAGAUCGCCCGCGCUUCAUCAAAGGCCACGCCGUCUGCUUGGCCUACUGCGCGAUGACCUUCAUCCUCGCGGGCAUCAUGACGCUCUACCUGGCCAGGCAGAACACAAUCAAGGAUAGGGUGUUGGCGGAGCAUGGAACAGAGUUUACUGCAGAGGAGAAGGUAGACAGGGAAGACGAUGGCGAGAAUGUCCCUUGGUUCAAGUAUACUGUCUGA
Messenger RNA from Dioszegia hungarica, 1506 nucleotides. RefSeq names its product major facilitator superfamily domain-containing protein. The transcript has 10 exons. Gene Ontology annotation, biological process: transmembrane transport. The record is from RefSeq and is a predicted model, not a curated record. Gene Ontology annotation, cellular component: membrane. NCBI's taxonomy places the organism in Eukaryota, Fungi, Basidiomycota, Tremellomycetes, Tremellales, Bulleribasidiaceae. The coding region runs from base 1 to 1506 and encodes 501 amino acids. Gene Ontology annotation, molecular function: transmembrane transporter activity.